AUGGCCACCAUCCUCCCCACUGCAUCAGACGGCUCCAUGCUGACCAUCCCUUAUGGCCAAGCCGCCUCUCACCAAGCUCAAGCAGCCGCCCAAGCCGGGACUGCCCUCUACACCGCCGGCAGCCCCUCGUCCGACACAAUCGACCUCGUUUCCGGCCCUCCCCCGCCUGUCGCAUCGUCAACCCCUCCUCUUCCUUCACCCUCUCAGCAGGGUGCUGCGCCGAAGCCUGUUAAGCGAGGCUCUAAGCAAACAACGGCAGGUUCUCUGAACUAUUCGAAAGAAGAUAUUAACAUGCUGCUGGAGUUUGUUGGCGCAGUAGAACCACUAGGUGCCAAUCAUUAGGCUAUAGUAGCGGACCGCUACGCUACGUGGGCUGUAGAAAACGAUUGACCUCCAAGAGACCAUGACUCGAUUAAGAACAAGUUCGACAAAUUGGCAAACGCAAAGAAGAAGACAGGCGACCCUUCAUGCCCCUCACCGGUUCGGAAGGCCAAGCACGUAGCGCGUGCGAUCCAGAAAAAGUGCACCGCUCGUGUUCUAGGAGACACCGAUGAGGAGGUUGAGAAAGAUAGCUUGGCUGCGGGAGGGCAUUGGGAAACUGAAGAAGCUGAGGGGGUUCUCGUUAUAGGAGCGCGUCAGAAGAAACAAAAAGUAGGAGCUACAAGGACCACAGCGACGACAACACCGCUGUCGCACAACUCUACCAGCACCGACAAACAGUUCUUGGGACAGUUUGAGAAGAUGACAGACCACAUGAGAAGCAUUUCGAGAUCUCUGUUUGAUAGGGCAGGUGAGGCUGGAGACGCCAUGAGCCGCGAAGACAUCAAGAAGGCCGUGAAGGAGGAGGUCCGUGAAAGCCUGCUACCCACGAAUAAGCUGCUGCGGGAGAUGUCGGACAUGAUAAAAAUCUUUCGCAGGAUAGAAACAAGGUCACGCCUACGGCGCCUAUAGACGAGGGACAGAAAAGUGAGAUGGGUGAGUUGGCGGGGGGGAAUUCAGUAGCAGGCAGCUGCUGGCGUUGCUGGUGCAGCUAGCAGAACUGCUAGGAGGGGAAAGAUCGGAAGCAUGAGUGCGGUUCGUUGCGCUUUCUGCUGGCGAUGGUUGUUCGUCUUGUUCCUGCCUUUUUCGUGCACAGCUCUACGCAGACCUAGUCGGAUGUGGUCAUUUCGAUAGUUAUAUCGAUUAUUUGCAGCCAAGCCAGCGAGGCGUUCGGUCCCUUGCUCCAUGUACAGUAACAGCUUGCACCCACGCCGAACGUAUGGGCCAUGAGGUUGGCGAAUACGGAGUGAAUUGGGCUUUAUUCGUUCUGUUGUCGAGCGAACGUGGUUCUAAUCUCAUUAAGACCAACAAAACGGGUACGAAAGUUAAGAAGAUGGCAACAUAGCGUUAGUAAACGAAGUCGGGUUGUUGAAUCUGCAGGGAGGGGGACUUUCAACCUCGGGAAUGGCCCUUUUAACGUGCGAAUAACCCAUUCAGCCGUUUGGCGCUCACUCGGCAUGACCCUUUGUGGGAUAAUAUCUACAGCAGCAAGGGAAUUAGAGCACGGGAUAUCGUGGGUCUUACGGCCCCUUAGAAUCUUUCCAUGCGUAACACGGACAUUGUUAACGAAUGCGCUGUCCCCCAGGAGCGCCAUUCCAGGUUUAGUAAACUCAUCCGAGAGCUUGAGAUAAUACAACCAAGAAA
Messenger RNA from Chondrus crispus (carragheen), 1683 nucleotides. RefSeq lists its product as hypothetical. The transcript is spliced from 2 exons. Lineage: Eukaryota; Rhodophyta; Florideophyceae; Gigartinales; Gigartinaceae. Bases 1 to 342 code for a protein of 113 amino acids. The record is from RefSeq and is a predicted model, not a curated record.